AUGGCUAAUAAUGACAAUGAUGAUGAUGCUCCUCAAGUAUAUCUCUUAGGUAAAACGUAUUUAGCAAACAAUCAAGGUCAGUUUUAUAUUCGAAAUGAUCCCAUUGUUCACAUGGCCGCUGGAGAUCGACAUACGAUUAUUGUAACGGAAACUGGCCGGGCAUUUGCUUUUGGUGAUAAUACUUCAGGUCAAUUGGGUCUUGGUCAUACGGAUAAAAUUGAAAAAGUGUCGUGUAUAAAAAGUUUAAAAUUUACAGGCACAGAUGAGAGAAUCGUUUUAGCUGCUUGUGGUCGUGAAUCUUCACUUGUAGCAACAAAUCACGGUGCAUUGUACGCAUUUGGUUCGAAUAGUCGUUCGCAAUUAGGAUUCGACACAUCUGAUCCCGCAUCGAUUCAAUCUCAACCAAAGAAAAUUGAUCGCUUCAAAAACAAAAUCGUUUGGAAACAAAUAUCGAUGGGUGCUGAACAUGCAUGUGCAUUAAACGAAGAUGGCAUUGUCUAUGUUUGGGGUGCUAAUGAUGAUGGUCAAUGUGGACAGCCACGUAAAGAUGAUGAAAUUAAAGUGCCGAAAGAACUUCGAUUGGACCAUCCCAUCGCUGCUAUAUCAUGCGGAAAUUAUCAUACGGCAUUAGUUACUAAAGAUGGAAAGUUAUUCGUUUUCGGAAAUAAUGAUGAUAGACAAUUAGGACGAUCAGUACCCGAUUCAGCUGUCGGACCACUGCAAGUAUCCUUUACACACAAAGUAAAGGAUGUUGCCUGUGGACAUCAGCAUACAGUAGUAUUAAUGGAAAAUGGUGAAGUAUAUUCAUGUGGAAGUAAUGAUCGCGGUCAACUUGGUCUCGGUCCUUCAGUUGCAUCAGCCGAAUCUUUCGAACUAGUUCCAGGUUUGCCAAAGGGUAUUCAAGCAAUCGCUGCUGGUGAAGGACAUACAGCAGUUCUUGGUCCUCGGGGUGAUAUUUAUGUAUUUGGCGAUGGAAAACAUGGAAAAUUAGGGUCAACAACUUAUUCAAAUGAGUUUGAACCAUGUAUCGUUGACAAAUUUAAGCUUUACAAUGUCCUAAAAGUCGUUUGUGGUGGUUGUCAAACAAUUGUUCUCGCGAAAAAGAAAGAUCAUGAUCAAAAGAAAUCAUCGGAAAGUGAUGAAGAUUUUGGCAAUGCUACACUUUCAGUCACGCAACGUCCAAAGAGCCGAGCAAGAAGUGUUCGUAGUUCUAAAGCAUUGACAGAUCGAUCAUUGAUCGUAGGUGACUCUAUGGAUACUACAUUGACACCUGCGAGAUCUGCUGGUGCAUCGAAUCACCUGCGUGUUGAAUCGGACGAUGAUAAAUCAGAUAAAGAACUAUCGGCGUCAAUGAAAAGUGCGACAUUUAAUCAAACACAUACAAUUUCUAAUGGCAAAUUUCUACCAACACAGAGUCCAUCGUUAAAUCGCACGGCUGGACGCUCUAAUGAUGGUGAAUUAAAACCACUGAGAACAGGUGCCUUAGAUCGAACCGCUCGUCUCAAUAAAGAUGCGGAUGAUUUAGAUCGUACUACCACUCGUCUGGCGCCAUUGGAGAAAUCUCCCAUGCGCAACACACGAUUCGGUCGCUCAAGUCCCCAGACAUUGAAAAAAAUUCCCGAUUCUGACGAAGACAAGUCUUCAUCCGACGAAAAAUCUAAACAAGUAACGAAGAGAUCUGAACGAUCAUCACCACCAUUGAAACAUGAGCCGAAACAUACGCCAGCUGCACGCCGAAGAGACGACAGUGAAAGCGAUGACCAUAAACAGAAGAGCACCACUCCUCGUUCCAAAGUAGCUACGAGCGAAACAUUAACACGAAAAACACGUCCACCACCUGGGUCCGAAGAUGAAGAAUCGCAAGAAGAAGAAGAAGAAGAAGAAAGUGAAAACGAUCGCAAACGAGUAUCGAGCCGACAAGCAAAACAAGCACCACCACCAGCUGUACGCCGAAGUUCGUUACCAUCGACUCAUUCAGGAAAAGCAAAUACAUCAGCACGCAAUGGAAAUCAAACAAUCGGUUCCAGACCAAGCGAUAACGCGCGCGGUAGUUUUCAUUCACAGGCGAACAAAACAUUAGCGAAGCCCACAACAAGCAAUGCCAAUACAGAUGCAUCCACCAAAGAAACACCAGCUGCACAGCAACCAGGCUUCUUCAGUCGGCUGUUCGGAUCGAAACCCGCACCUCCACCGGCUCAGCCAACUCCAGCCAGAACGCCGGCAGCAGCGACACCAGCUUCAAGAACCUGUUCAGUUAUGUAA
This is a messenger RNA of Adineta ricciae, 2262 nucleotides long. NCBI's taxonomy places the organism in Eukaryota, Metazoa, Rotifera, Eurotatoria, Adinetida, Adinetidae. The record is from the annotation of a GenBank genome assembly.